This is a messenger RNA of Ochlerotatus camptorhynchus, 1673 nucleotides long. RefSeq names its product glutamic acid-rich protein. The coding region runs from base 194 to 1222 and encodes 342 amino acids. The transcript has 5 exons. The record is from RefSeq and is a predicted model, not a curated record. NCBI's taxonomy places the organism in Eukaryota, Metazoa, Arthropoda, Insecta, Diptera, Culicidae.
CAUGCGCGUUGAUGUUGCAAACUCGGUUCGAAAUGUCGGUGAAUGUUUAGUUUGCAAAAAUCGCAAAAAUAUAGCAUAAUUUUGUAUUACUCAGUAAAAUUUCCACAUCAAAGCUCAACAUUUGACAACACACCAUUGGGAGCAUUAUUGAAUAAUAUUUUGUGGUAAAUCAAAUUCACUAUUUAUCAUAACUAUGCGUAGCAGAACAGAACUAGUCACAACUCAACUGGAAGGUUCCGAGUUCGAAGAUGAAUCGGACUUUGAAGACUCAGAGGAAGAUUGGCAACCGGCUAAGGGAGAACAGAAACCUAAGAAAGUAAAGUCUUCCGGUCGCGGCAGAAAAUCGGCCGUAACAAACAAAAACGGAGCGAAAAAACGUGGCCGCAAACCAAGCAAAAAAUCCAAAAAGAAGUCCAGUGAUGAGGACAAUAUCAGUGACGAUGACACAUCGGAACCAGAAUCCACUCCAGCUAGAAAACCUAGAAAAACGCCUAAAAAGCCAGCAGACUCGAACGUUUCGGCAAAUGAUAGGCCAACCGGUUCCCCCUCUUCUCAACCUGCAACAGCAUUUAAACCGGAACCGACAACAUCAAUGCUCAGUACGGCAGUGACUGCAGCCAAACCUCAACCACUUCAACGCAAGAUUGUCACUCCUCUCAAAAGUUUUCCGGAUAAAUGUGGUUAUCUGAAUCUAUUCAUCUUCAAAGGAGACUUGAAGGAUGGUAUCGUAAACAACGCACAAGUCUGUCUGUGGCGGCGGGAUGGUUCAAGUUUGUUGCAAAAGUACCUACGAGAUAAAACCGUUCUCUCCAAUGUCCCGCAAUUCAACUCGUCAAUGGUGUAUUCAUGCUGGGAAGAUCGGCGGGCCGAUGAGUAUUUGGAAGUCAAGGUCCGAUGUCUCGAGCAAUCCAAACAGAUUCGCGUAGAACUGACGGAUGUUGACGAAUUGGAAGCCAAAUCGAAAGAAGAGUAUGAAACUUACGUCUCCACAUAUGGCACUCCUGUACCCCGCUCCAGUAAAACGAGGGAGGGCAAUAGCUCCAACGAUGCUGCUGCUGCUGACGGUGCUGGUGGUGAUGAAGAUGAUGACGACGACGACGAAUGUGAUGAAGACGAUAUAAUGGACGAAGCCGGAGACGAUCUUGUCGAUGGUGAAGGAGAGGAAUACGAAGAAGAAGAAGAAGAAGAAGACGAAACCGAGGAGGUUCCGCAAGAGGAGUGAAUUGCUAAUUCGAUGUCUGUUUAGUUCCUUUUGGUUUGCUGAAGGUCGAUGAAGCUAUGAGAUUCUGAUUUCAAUUCGGUUAAGGAAACCUAAUGAAAGCAAUGCAAAAUAGCAUUUUAGAUAAAGUGCGAUCCAGUGUGUAGCUAUAUGCGGAGGCAUAUUCCUUAUCCUAACUGUUCUCUAUCAUAAUGUGUACUGGUUGUACUAUCACAUAAUAAUGUGUAAUAUGUCGAGAUAAUUCUAGUGGUUAAGGUAAUUUUAUGGAAUGAAUGUGUUUUUUUUCUUGUUUAAAGAAGUGAUGAAUCGCAGCGUUUCUUUUCUAUCUAUAAUUACAAGUCGUUUCUGACAUACCAAUGUAACCGAUUAAAUAUUCAUUGUUUUAAAUGGAAAAAUAUCAACCAAUGCAAUAUGCAUGAACUAAGCAUUCAUGGAAUAAACUUUCUUUGAAAUU